Molecule: messenger RNA, 384 nt
Organism: Symbiodinium sp. CCMP2592
Lineage: Eukaryota; Dinophyceae; Suessiales; Symbiodiniaceae
Source: the annotation of a GenBank genome assembly
AUGUCCUCGAAGGUGAAAGUGUCCGCGAGUCGCUUCAACCACCUGGAGAUGCUCUUGGGCCUGGAGGCUACGCCUUUCAAGUCCAAGAAGGCACCGACCGGAACAGCCAUGAGCCGUGCAACGAGCUCUCUAGCAGGCAAAGGCGGCUGCGCAGAACAGGGCCCAGAUGAAAGCAUCGCAGUCCCUGAGCAGCUGGCAGCCGCUGCUGUUGCAGCGAUUGGAGGCAGCGGCGCAGAACAGGGCCCAGAUGACAGCAUCGCGGUCCCUGAGCAGCUUGCAGCCGCUGCUGUUGCAGCGAUUGGAGGCAGCGGCGCAGAACAGGACCCAGAUGACAGCAGUGACAGCAUCGCGGCCACGAGCUCGGAACGAGCAGGGCUGCGUUGA